GCGAAUUUGACGUCACAAAAGAUAUGCAGCGAAAUUUCGCUCGUGUUGAGAUGUGCUCAAUUUUUGCGAAUUCAUAGUGCGAAUAUUUGAUCUGCCCUCAUAAAUCCACGUUUUGUCCGCUUUCGCGUAAAGUAUGAACCAGCCCAUUUUGGUUUCUGUCUAGCUAAGUUCCCUGAACAGCAUUUCAACUACAUUAUCUUUUCCACUCAAAUUCCAGUGAGGCACGGUAUCCUUCGGGGAACCCUUCCCCCCAUGGUGGAACUUCGACGAGAGACCGAAGCCGUUUCGUGCCGGUGAAGAGCUCAGACCCAUUUGUGGUCUCACUCUCUACGUAUCGGACAUACCCUUGGGCCCUCAGGCGCGUUUCCCAUCAUUAGCAAAGCAGGCAGCCGGUGCUUGACAUUGCCGGAAGAAUCGCGGAAAAACAAAACUAUUUUUGUCCAUGUUUCCAACAACUUGAACACUGGCGGUCGGGUGUCUUUUCUAUUCAUUAAUCGGCGACAACCCGAACAGGCAGAUUCGAUCAUCUGAUCGUUCCUGAAGAUGAGUCGUAGAGCACAUUUGGAAGGAAAUUCAUCUUCAUCUUAGGGCGGCAGACACUCAGACAAGAAUUUAUAAGUUAUUCAAGGAGUGCGAGUUCUGAUUGAUCUUUUCCUAUACGGAAAUCUUUGGGACUUGCUCGACAAUGCGCAUCAACACAGCAGCGGUAAUGUUUUUUGCUGCAUGCUCCGUGAUCAACUUCACGCAGCGUACAGAGAGCCACCCUCUUCCCGGGGCGCACCCUCACCACUGUCCCAUGAAGUGCCGCUGCGUCACGGUGUCUCGUCGCCUGCUGGCUGCUUCACGUCGUCUUCAGCAGUACGCAGCGAUGUUUGACUGGGUGGAAGGGGCCGGAGCAGCCGUAUGCUGGGGGAAGAAGGAGGUACCAGUUGACCUGUUGCCGGAGGUCAGUUACCUAUUGCUGGUUGGUGACGAUUCGCGAACCGGCAUAAUUGAUUACGACAUGACAGGUUCUGCUGUAACUUCGACCGCGCAACCAGACAGUGAUGAGAGAGUAGGACGCAUCAAAGACAUUCCAUUGGGUACAUUCGCCGACGGGGUGGGGCUGGUUCAUCUGGAUUUACGCGGCAAUAAGAUCGCAGAGCUAGAGCCCGGAAGCCUGAUGGGAUUGGGGAAUCUACAGAUACUCUCCUUGAAGGGUAACAGGUUGAGGGCGCUCCCAAAAGACGCGUUUCAAGAUGUACAGAAUCUGACACAGCUCUUCCUGUCAGACAAUCAUAUCCGAUCUGUACAAACAGAAGCCUUCAUAAACAACACGCACCUGCUGGAAUUGGACAUCGGAGACAACUUGCUGGAGGUCAUGUCUCCGGGAUCGCUGAGAGGUCUGACAUAUCUCCGGUUCUUGAAUCUGUCGCACAAUCGCCUGACUCAUCUCCCUGAGGAUCUGUUAGUGGAUCAGCUUGAACUCCAACAACUAAUCCUUAACGACAACAAAGUAGAGAGUCUGUCCAAGAACAUCUUCGCAAAAAACUCCAAUCUGAAACUCCUUUCUCUUAAGAACAACAGGCUGCGACAGUUACCCGAAUCCGUGUUCAUCUCCCUGACGAACCUGUUGGAACUUGAUCUAUCUGGAAACAAUCUGAUUGCCUUGGCUGAUUCCAUUUUCCCGCUAGUGUCAGCUCUUAAGUUUGUGAACAUGUCCCACAAUGCCCUGGUUGAACUGAGCAAGGUCACUUUUGAAAACUGCACCCAUCUCAGAAAGUUAGUCGCCAGCUCUAACAGGCUGAGUGCAAUAACAGACAAGACAUUCGGGCAGCUGUCCUCUCUUCAAGAACUCUUCCUGGACAGGAAUAACAUAUCCACGAUACUUCCUCAUUCUCUGCAGGGUCUGAACAGUCUCAAAAUUCUAGAUAUCACCAACAAUGCACUGCAGCGCCUCCAAACUGAGACAUUCUACGGACUUGAGGCUCUGACGUCAUUGCGACUCGACAACAAUAAAAUCACAGACAUCGAACAAAAUGCCUUCAGCGUAAGUGCAGCGCAUAGCAUGUCCAAACUAACAUGGCUCUACCUGAGGGGUAACGACCUCAGAGAAUUGUCAGCUGAUAUGUUUGGCGGAGCUCCAUUUGUCAAGAUGCUGAAUCUGGCAGACAAUAAAAUUUCCACUAUUGAUCCCUCCUCUCUCCGACGUCUGAGAAGACUGGUAACACUUUCUUUGCACGGCAACCGGCUCGGGAGCCUGCAAGAUAGAGCCUUUUCAGAAGCCACAAACGUUCAGAGCUUGGAUUUGAGUGGAAAUUCGCUUCAUCGGGUAGAUGAGGGCGCCUUUCAUGGACUAAACUUACUCCUGGAACUCAACAUGGCAGACAACGAACUCGACGAGACCACUUCUGAUUGGCUGGCAAGUUUGACAUCACUCAACCUGCUUAACCUGAAUGGAAAUCGUUUCUCCCGAGUUCCAGCUACCCUGCUGACCUCUCUACCGGACUUGAGUCACCUCUAUCUGAAACGGAACAUCCUGGAUACUUUUCGGGUUCCCGACCACGACCGUUUCAGGGGACUCUUCCUCUUGAACAUUGCAGACAACAAUCUUCAGACUAUAGAGGGCGGACUGCCAGUUAUCUUGGCCCCUGGGAGUUCAGUGGACCUAUCGGGCAAUCCGUGGAUAUGCAACUGCGCUUUGGUUGCCGAUGUGAGGGAGAUGAUUUCAGUGAAUAUCCGUUUUGAAAAAGAGAACGAGACGCUAUGCACAGUACCAGGACAAGCCAAUGAUAGAAAGGAGUUGACGAACACAGCGGAUGACGACAGUGCCCUCUGUGGUCUAGAAGACUUCCCACCGAUCUUUUCAACGCAAAGUGAUGGACUGGUCAAGUCUAGUAAGGCUGCACCAAGAAAACCUCCGUGCGAGAAUCACCCAGUUGUGUCCAGAGCCGAUGGCACGUGGCCGUGGUACGCUGUUGUGUGGAGUACAAAUAACGCGACGGCUCUCUGUAAUGCUGCCCUCAUCGGCGUCGACUGGGCAGUCACAACUCUACGCUGUCUGCAGCAGAUACAACGCACACUGUCGAGCAGUAUGCCCAAUAUCUUCAGAGACAUUGUCAAGCGAGAAAAAGACAGUCUGCUCAUGGCACCACGAGGUCUGGUUAUCCGACUCGGUAAGAGUAGGUUCAUGGAUGAGUUUGAAGCUGACGAACAAGGUUACAGGAUCAUGAAUAUGCAUAUACCGGGAAAUGACCACGGAACUGGUUUAGACCGACCUUUAUUGCUCCAAUUCAGUUCCCUAGCAAGGGUAAAUGAGCAGGUCUCCCCCGUGUGCAUUGCGAAUUAUGUGGUCAAAGUUCAAAGGGCAAUUAGCUUAGGAUGGGGGAUGAAACCGAAGGAGACACCACCGGAGGAAGCCCUUCAAAGUUCCCGGAUGAAGCUUGAACCCUGUGACCUUUCCAACAACGCUAUCGAGGACGUCAUGUUAUGUGGGGUUAGAGAAAGAGGCAGGCCUAUUGACUAUUCGAUCGAUGGAAAUAUGGGCGGGGCACUGGCGACGAAAAGGGGGCGUAGUGACUGGGCUUUAAUUGGCAUAGGGAGUCGAAUUGAGAAGGGUGUUAAUGUGUUUAUCGAUCUGACUCGUUAUGAAGACUGGAUUGAUGGGAAAACUGCGCAAACAAGGUCACGAUAGACCAAAAUCAUCAAUGUUGGUAAUUAUUGCAAAUUAUUUCAGAAAGAUCAAAGCAAACAUCUUAGCUGCAGAAUAAUUUCUGCAAGUGUUAAUCUGCACUGCAAGAAAUAUGUAUGGAAAUGCUUUGUGUGUGUGUGUGUAUCAGCAAGCCUUCGGCGUUGUUACUACUUGAAAUUUCUGUCUAUCGCCCUCUAUUGAGGAAAAUAUCGUUCUGCGAAUUUCUGUAUUGUGAAAUAAAAUCCACAAUUCUCUUUAUGUAUAGGUUAGCCUUCUUUCUUUUUGGCCUUGUAUUUAUCAAGUUUAGGUUUUUACCUUAAAGUAGUUGUAUCGUGUAUGGGAUUCUGUGUUAAUUUUAUACAUGUGUUAUUUAUUUAAUAUUUAGCAAAUGUAGUAUAUCAUUUGAUAAUCCUUUAUUUUUUAUCGUAAACCUAGAUGUAGUGCAAGGGUAGUACUAAAAAGAUGCAGCUUUGAUAGAACAGAAAAGAGCAAACAGCAACAGCAGCAGCAACAACACCAGCAGCAGCAACAGAACAGCAACAAUACAGCGAUAGUUGCUGUUGAUAGUAAAACAUUGUUUAAACACCCCUCCUUGAGUACUUCGUCAAUCAUGCAUUUUGUCAUGCAUUCAGCCGUUCUUUCCUUGCACAUUCAGGUUUUCAAAUAAUCCCGCACUCACAUUUUUCACCUUUUCAAGCGCUGAGAUAUUUUCUUGUCAGUUUUCUAUUACCUCUCUGCACUAUGUUGUAAAUACCGUGCACAAUGCAGUGCGCUCUUCACCAUUAUUUAACAGCUCAUUUGCUCAGAUUUCCCGCCAUUACUUUGUUGUGCUUUUCUUAUCGCAUCGAUUGCCCCAACGCGCAGAUUAUCUGCGCGUAUCACAUGUCACUUCCCAAUGCGCCAACCGGUCCCAACACUUUUUAACUACUACUUACUUAGCGAUCUCCCUGAAGAAAGUAGCCAGGAUUUCAUCCAGCUUCCCGCCAGUUUUUCUCUGUCCAACGAAGUGUAGACAACGUGCAAUUCACAGUAAUUAUCUCUCGCCUAAUGCGUGUAAAUAGAAGCGCGUGGCUGCAGAAAGAUCAUCAUUUCAAGUCAUCACCCUUUGUUAGGGUAAUUACUCCACAACCCUUCUACUGUACUAUGCUCCCUUUUUAACUUUUUGAUUUUGAACUGAAGGUUCAUUCAAAAGGUGAAAAUGUGGGAACCUUAAUGUGUGUAAACGAGAAGGGUGAAAACCAAGCAACGUGCACUUAUAUGCGUAAUCGUGACCGUUCUGGUUUGAUACAUUGUUUGUCUAUUUUGUAUUAAAGAAAACUGGUUUCUCUAAAGAGAAAAGGACGGAUUUGUUCCUACCGUGGCUAUAGUAAUUUCGUUUGACUGGAACACGUGAUUUAUAGGUUUGCAGCAAACUUAUGCCCAGUCCCUAGAAAUAAUAUCUUUUGUAAGUUAUUUUUUAACAGUUGCAUUGAAAAGGUCUUCCGAGCUUUGACUUUUUCCUGCACACUAUACCUUAAGCUUCUCAAUGUCUGUAAUGCAUACAUUUCAUCUCACCACGGUGUGUCUUGGUCACUGGCUCAUUGGAUUCAAAUCCUUGUCACGGGGUUAAACUGGGACAAAGAGGUCAGAGAAUUUGGAUCUAUGUAAAGAUUUUCCAUAGCUUAACUUGACUGUUCUUCUUAAGCGAUUCUUUGUUUGUUUGUCGGGUCUCUACACCUUUGCUUAUCUCUUUGAAGAGCUCAAAAGCUGCAGGUGGAUAGGGUUCAAUGACUUGUUGCUAAACGAUACCUUUUCGAAGUUUUCGCGCUCAGCCGUAACUCUCGACGUCUUCGCUGUUUUGCUUGGCUGUCGAUGGAACAUUUUUCUUACAGCGAUUACCCUUGCGCAAAAUGGUGGCAAGUCGGGUGCACCGUAGCAGAACGGUGAUCCCUUCUACCCCAGCUCCCCUCAUUUGCUGCGAUCUCACUCCGGCGUGACGCCAUUAUUCGCACUCCAUCUAACCCUCUGCCGUGCCUCAUUUUCUAUUCUCUCUUGUUUUGUUACUUUUGCCGCCCAUACCAACGAUUUUACCCCUCUUGGGGGUAAUAACGACCGUAGGGAGGCCUCUUAGAUCCAAUUUCAGGAUCAUGGUCUCUUUACUGGUUUUCCAAGACGCUGAAACGGAAUGGCAAUCUUAAUUUCACAAGUUAUCCAGUUAAGUUUGUCUGGUUUACACACUGUUUUCAACUAAAAGGCACCAUGCAAAGGGAUAUUGCAAUCUAACGGUGUAUAAUUCAUCCACCUAAUUAAAAACAAGCAGUCCUACUUUAAGAUUGCAUUUAAUUGAUCUUGAUAGCUCAAGCUUAUAGUCUUUUCCCAGAAGUAUUUUCGCGCUGAAUCAAAUACUUCCCAGAUUUGACCGGAUCAUUUUACUACUCAUUGCUGCCAUUUCGAAGCGACAACACUUGAAGUUUUUUCUCACAUUAUCGAUUCUCGUCUCCAUUUCAAUCCUCCACCUUUGCUUCUAUAAGUCUCUCCAUGUUUUGCCUGCUCAGUCUGUCUCCAAUUUGCUUGGAAAGCUCUCAGUUCACUACCCAAAACUACUCAAGAUACACGCCGUCUUAGCGUGCAUAGACGCUACAUGUCUUUCACUCUGGCGUCUCUCUAUGGAAGCAGCUCCUUUGUCAUAGGCUUCUCCAGUUUUUGUCUGAUUGCAUAGCAAGUAUCCGUGUUCACACCAAUUAACUCUCCAUCAAAUGACAGCAAAUCAAGGGCGCUCUGGCAGAACCUGAGCGGUUCUGACCCGCCAGUGUCCCCCCGUCCACAAGCUGUAUCCUCCCCGUGCUUUGCCCCUCGAGAACACGGUGCCAAUCCUUUUAUUUUACGGUUGUCGGUCCUUUCGUUUCAGGUUGAGCGAGAAGCAAUACAGGCGUAUACCGGAUGCCAAAUGCGCGUGAGAUGCUAUCGUGGACUUGUUUUUCGCGCCAAAAGAAAAAAAAAGACAGAAAACCUGUCAGCUGUUUCCUGUAUUCUACAAUCUCAAACAAGGAAAGUAUCCCCCAAAUAAACCUGAACGAGGGUCCUUUCUGAUAACUUUACCUUCGCAGAUAACAUAGCAGAAAACUUGGCAACCCAUUUCCUCCAUUUUGACUUUGUCAAUUCAAACCAAACAACGCCUGGCCUGCUUUGUUUACAAUUCUAACAAUAAAAAGUCACCAUAAAUACACACACAUGUAAAAAUCUAGUAAAGACGGCCUCAACACAAUAUCACAACACGAAAAUGAAUCAAGAACUCUCUACGUAACGUUGCAUGUUGCCAACUAAAAGAAGAUUCUCAAUUCACAGCGUUACUGACAGAGGCCGAUGGAGAAUUCGCGUAAAAUGUCACAAACAAUAUAACAAUAACUGAGGUGGUAAUAGUUAUGGUAAUCAUAAAACAACAAAUAUGUGUUCCAAAUUUGAAUUCCGAUUACAAUUGAAUUGUUAACAUGAGAGAUGGUUGAUGAUGCGGAACCUCACAAAAAUUGAUGGUAUACAUGAAACAGCCGAUAAUUUUCAUCGGGGAAGUGAGAAAUGAAUAAAUGUGCAAAUCCAUAAAGCUGCGCCGUUGCUUUAUACGCUCCCAUUUAUAUUGUCUGCUAAGUUUUGGGAUGAUCCAGAACGCACUUUUGCUUGAAAACGUAAAGAAAAAUAGACAAAUCGAGAAAUAUUGGUCCAAAAUCUGGAUAUGCUCAAGAAGGAGGAAUUUGACUGGGAUGUAGGUUCGUGAAACACUAGCUCUUUUUGCAUUCUUACAGCAUCAUGAGAUUGCAUGUGAACCAGUCAAAUGUGAAUCUCAAGUAAAUUCUUGUUAAAUCAAAGCUCAUGCAUAGCAUAUAAGAAAUACAUGUAUUUAAAAAAAGUAAACGUGAUUUUCAAAAGCUUAUAAAUUUAUUCUGAACUACUUGUAAUUAAUUAGCCUAACCAGUCCCGCCCACUUAGCUAAGCCCCGUCCCGCCCACAUAACCCAGCCUAUAUAGGCCACCAACUUACCCAGCCUAGUCCCACCCAUUUACCCAGCCCAGUCCCAUCCAGCCCAGCCCAGAGCAGUCUAACCCAGGUGAAGCUCAAUUAGUAAAGUAACCUAACCUUGGCCACCUGUUAAUAGCCCAGCCCAAUCCAAUCUGUCCUAUCCCAUCACUUCCUCUGCUAUAAAGUACUGGCCGGUAACAUUGAAAGAAAAUAACAAAACUAACAACUCACCAAACAAUACGUCUUAGAUGAUAUUCCCAAAUCGUGAUUUUUUUCAAAUGAAAGGAUUUUUCGUCGGUGAGAGAUUUUGAUGUGU
Molecule: messenger RNA, 7976 nt
Organism: Acanthaster planci (crown-of-thorns starfish)
Lineage: Eukaryota; Metazoa; Echinodermata; Asteroidea; Valvatida; Acanthasteridae
Biological process (GO): proteolysis
Molecular function (GO): protein binding; serine-type endopeptidase activity
Source: RefSeq, a predicted model, not a curated record